Molecule: messenger RNA, 681 nt
Organism: Chrysochloris asiatica (Cape golden mole)
Lineage: Eukaryota; Metazoa; Chordata; Mammalia; Afrosoricida; Chrysochloridae
Gene: RNF186
Product: ring finger protein 186
Exons: 1
Coding region: 1-681 (226 amino acids)
Biological process (GO): protein localization to mitochondrion; protein autoubiquitination; protein K29-linked ubiquitination
Cellular component (GO): endoplasmic reticulum membrane
Molecular function (GO): ubiquitin protein ligase activity
Source: RefSeq, a predicted model, not a curated record
AUGGCCAGCACCAACGCCCCGGAGCAGCCAGCCCCUCAGCUGUCCCAGCCCAUCUCCCUAGGAGCCAAGGACUCUUCUGGGUGUCAUCGCAGCUCAGCGGGGGAUGACCUGGAGUGCCUGGUGUGCCGGGAGCCCUACAGCUGCACGCGGCCACCCAAACUUCUAGGCUGCCAGCACACCUUCUGUGCCGUCUGCCUGAAGCUCCUGCUGUGUGUGCAGGGUGGCACCUGGUCCAUCACCUGCCCACUGUGCCGCAAGGUCACUGCUGUCCCCGGGGGCCUGAUCUGCAGCUUGCGUGACCAGGAGGUGAUGGGGAGACAGCUGACUCGCCCUUGUCCUGAGGUGCAGCUCUGUCCUCAGGGGUUGGCAGACUCUGCCACCUUGACAGUAGGACACCCCAACCUGGCGGGAGAAGAUGGACAAGAUACGAUGAGUGUCAACCGCAUGGCAGCCCGGCGCCUGGUAGCACACCUGCUCCUCCUAGUCCUGCUCAUCAUCCUCAUCCUCCCCUUCAUCUACCCAGGUGUCAUCAGGUGGGUGCUGAGCUUCAUCAUUGGCCUGGCUCUGCUGAUGUCCACCCUCUUCUGCUGUCACCCCAGCAGCCGGGGCAGCUGCGGCCCGUCCUCCAGAACUCUCUUCUGCAGAGAGAAUAAACACAGCCACAUCUCGUCAGUUGCCUGA